GCUCAAGGGGUGGGGACCAGCUCCAGUGUCCUCUUUGGAGGCCCAAAGGCUGGCAUUUCUGGCCCCAGUGCCCCACGGCAGGGAUCCUUGUGGAAACCUGUCUGGGAGCGCACAUACCCUGGCAUCAAUGGGACUGAUACUGGCCACCAUGUCCAAUUCUGGUGCUCAUGCUGCCCAUAGGGUGGGGCUGAAGCAGUGAGGGGUUGGAGAAGAGCCCCCCCGAACAAGCUGAGAGCUAGGCCAGCAGCCCCCAGCGAGGGGCUGUGGAGUUCUGCAAGGAGAAGGCUGGGCUAGAAUCGAGGCGAGGCCAGGGGUUUGGCCAGCAGAAGGCUGUCCAGGCUCGCUGGCAGGGCGAGGGCCUGGAGCUGGGAGAGAAAGGCUAGAGCAAUUCACCCUUGCACGGAUUCACCGGGGUUGGGGGAUUCUCCUGAAUCCAGAUGGGAGCAGUGUGUGAGCGUGAGCCCCGUGGGGUUGGCCAGGUGCUGGCGUUGCUGGGCGGGAAGCACCCUGCCUGGGUUAUGCAGGGGUUCUCGUGCUGGCAGGUCAAUGCGCCUGUUUGGAUUGGCUGUGUGGCAAUAGGGCUGGUGCACAGGAAUGUGGAGAGCAGAGGGUUUGUGUGAUGGGACCGUGCACCCCAGUGGUGGGGCUGGGAGGUGUUCUUGGCAGGGCGAGCUAUUCACCUGUUGCUAGUGAACGAAAAGCACUGACCCUUGGCUCCGUUGGGGCAGGUAAGAGCCACCCUCCAGCAAGGGUCACGUGCUGCCAUUUGGGAUUGAGCCCUGGGUUUGUAUCAGCCAUGUCUGUCCCGAGGCCAGGCUGCUCCAUAGCACGGGGCUUUCUCACCAUCUCCUGGGGCUAGCACAGUUCUGCAUUGACCAGACAUUGUCCCUGAGAGGGGAAGGGAAGGAGCCUGAUGGGUUGGAUGGGUGGUGUAGACAAUCAGACAGUGCUAGGAAUGGAGCGGUGCACAGGAUAAGGUGGAGUCUGGUGAUGGGGGAUUGAACCACAUGGAGACCAGGGCCCCUGCAGCCUGGGGUCCCUGCACAAUGGGCUCAGGAGCAGGAUUUUAUUACAAGGAAUUUUUUAAAAUUUAUUUAAUCAAACCCCUUUUCCUGGCAUGAGGUGUUCAGACUCCCCCACCCAGCUGUUGGAGUGAAUGAUAGGGGUGCUGCAGUCCUCCUACCACAGGAAUGGUACCACCUUAGCACAGGGAUUAGGGACAGGUUGCUGCAGGCAGCAGAGAUUCACCCUCUUCUCCCUCCAGAAUUGUGCAAGGAGUGGUGCUCCUGGAGCCGUGUAGAGACGCCAUCAGAAUGGUGAGGAAGGCUGUGCUGCUGCCUUGAACUUCCAGGACCCCGGUUUCCAGGCCCCCUCUCCCAAGUCCUGGCACGUCCUGCCAGUAGCUCUCGGCAGCCGGCUGCUCUUGCAGCCAGCUCAGUGACUGGCACCCCCUCACCAUUUUAAAGACGCCAAGUACUGGAGAAGUGAAGCCAGGACCCAGCUAGCCUGGCCACAAGAGCCGCCAGUGCCAGAGAAGGGGUGUCAGGGAAGCUCCCAGCAUGAAGCUUUUCACCCUCAUCCUGACGCUGGCUAUCCUGGCAGGCAGCCAGGCCUCUCUCCUCAGCGAUGAGCCCACACCAAGGCUGGAGCAGGUCCGCAAAGGCUUCUGGGAGUAUGUGGCCAAAGCCACCAGUUCCACCGAGAAAACCAUGGAACUGAUCCGUAAAUCUGAGCUGGGCCAGGAGAUCAACAGCUGCAUCAGCCACAGCCUGGCGGCUGCCAACACCUAUGGCACAGAGCUGCAGAAGCAGCUGCCCCUUGAGGCCCAGGAGCUGGCGGCCAAGCCGAGCAAGGGCACAGAGCAGCUGGUGCAGAAGAUUGCAGGGGAGCUGCAGCAGAAGGGGCAGUGGAGCGUGGAGGACUUGCAGGCUGGGCCGGCGCCCUACGCCGAGGGGCUGCUGGAGCAGGCAGAGCAGCGUGCUGAGACCCUGCACCACAGCGUGGCGGCUGGCACCCAGGAGCUGAGCGAGCGGCUGCAGCAGAGCGUGGAGAAGCUGCGAAGCCAGCUGGGUCCCUUCGCCCAGGAGCUGAGCGAGCGGCUGCAGCAGCCCGUGCAGGAGUUCCAGCAGGGGCUGGAGCCCUACCUGCAGAAGCUGCAGGGGAGCCUGAGCCAUGGCGUGCAGCACGUCCGUCGCAACCUGCACCCCUACGCCGAGGACCUGCAGGGGCGGCUGGGCUCCCUCUGGGCCUCCUUCCUGCAGCACUUCCAGUGAGGGGCCUGCGCUGGUGGGGAGAGGGGAACCCAGAGCCGGGCGGGCGGGCAGGCCGGGGGUAAGACACCGACCCCAUCCAUCCAUGGAGCCCAUGGGACUGGGGGAUGGGAGCACAGACUCCAUCCAUGCACGGAGCCUUCAGGGGUCACAGGUGCUCGAGUGGGGACAACCUCUUCUCUAAGGGCCUCUGACAUGCCCAGGUUCCCCAUCCCAUCACCCCUAGUCGCUCCCUGUGUCUGCAACAACCUCCCAGGGGCUCAAUAAACCACCUGCUAAUUAAUCACCCUGUGCACUGCUGCUGCCUCCCUGGGGGAGGGGAGCAGCCUUUAUAACCCCGCUCGCUGCCCCGUGGGGCUGGGGUCGUGCAGCCCCGGUCAGUGAGGGAGAACAGGCUCUUAGCCAAGCCACGCGUGGGGUGCAAGCCAGGGGGAUGAUCAUGGGCAUGUGAUGGGGACAUAGGGCCGUCUCCUGGGCGGGGGGCCUUUCCCCUUCGAAACUCUCCCCUUAAACCUUUCUCCUAGAGCUUGCUCUAUCCCUGCGCUGCUGUGACCUCCCGAUAAACAGCUCUGGCCAGUGUUACCCACAAACUUUCCUCACCAUGCUGUCUGCAGCGCAGGCCCACUGGGGCUGUCACUGCCUGUGUGUGGGGCGCCCCCCGUAAGAAACCCUGCCACUGUUCUGCAGCACAGACCCCUGGCACUGCACUGGGGCCAUCUCUGCCUGUACGGGGGAGGAAGUGUCUCCUACUGAGCCCCCCACAUGUACACCCCAGCACUGCAUUCGGGGGAGCACUCCAUACUGAGCCCCCUCCCACAUACAGCCCACUCUGCAACACAGACCCCCUGGCACUGCACUGGGGCUAGGGUUGCCAACUGUCUAAUCACAGAAACUCAAACACCCUUGCCCUGCCCUGCCCUGGAUCUGGGCUGGGGUCAAGGGGUUCGGCGUGUGGAAGGGCCGCUAGGCUGAGCCUGUGGCAGGG
This is a messenger RNA of Caretta caretta (loggerhead turtle), 3255 nucleotides long. RefSeq lists its product as uncharacterized. Gene Ontology annotation, cellular component: low-density lipoprotein particle; very-low-density lipoprotein particle; extracellular region. NCBI's taxonomy places the organism in Eukaryota, Metazoa, Chordata, Testudines, Cheloniidae. Gene Ontology annotation, molecular function: cholesterol transfer activity; phospholipid binding; phosphatidylcholine-sterol O-acyltransferase activator activity. The record is from RefSeq and is a predicted model, not a curated record. Gene Ontology annotation, biological process: acylglycerol homeostasis; lipoprotein metabolic process; phospholipid efflux.